AUAUAAUCUAAAUUACUUCUUCUCUCACACCUUUUAUGUCGUUGUUUCCUAUGAUAUAAAAAGCUUUGAGACUCUUGCACCAAAAAGAUCUCCACUUCACCUUCACAUACUAAUUAAGAAGAGGCAGAAGAAUUAAAAAUGUUGCGGUCAUUCACAAGAAACUUCAAACUCUUUGUACCAAAUGGUUUGAACUCCAAGCCAAUUAGCUCUACCCUCCUCUAUUCAACUUCUUCAAGAAAGUUAGAAGGAAAAAUAGCGGUCAUAACCGGUGGUGCAAGUGGCCUAGGGAAGGCCACGGCAGAGGAGUUUGUGAGCCAAGGUGCUCAAGUGAUUAUCGUAGAUAUAGAUGAAGAGGCUGGUCAUAUGGUCGCGGACAAACUUGGCUCAGCCGCACAUUUCUUAAGAUGUGAUGUCACCGAGGAGGAACAAGUCGCUAAGGCCAUGGAGACUACCGUGUCUCGUCAUGGGAAGCUCGACAUAAUGCUCAAUAGUGCCGGAAUGUCAUGCUCCAUAUCACCACCAAGCAUAGCGGACCUAGACAUGGACACUUACGAUAAAGUGAUGCGUCUCAACGUGCGAGGUACUGUCUUAGGGAUAAAGCACGCGGCUCGAGCCAUGAUCCCUGUUGGCUCAGGCUCCAUCCUUUGCCUCUCUAGCGUUAGCGGCUUGAUGGGAGGUCUAGGACCAUACGCAUACUCAAUCUCUAAAUUCACUAUCCCGGGUGUUGUUAAGGCGGUUGCUAGUGAGUUGUGCAAGCAUGGAUUGAGAAUCAAUUGUAUAUCUCCCGCAGGCAUCCCUACGCCUCUAACGCUGAGGAUGUUUCGAGAGGCCUUUGCGGGUCAUAACAUCCCGGAGGAACAGCUUUCGGCGAUUGUGAACUCGACGGGGGAGCUAAAGGGAGAGAAGUGUGAGGAGAUAGAUGUGGCUAAAGCUGCUUUGUACUUAGCAUCAGAUGAUGCUAAGUUUGUAACGGGACAUAACCUUGUUGUGGAUGGUGGAUUUACUUGUUUCAAGUCUCUUAAUCUCCCUUCUGCUUAGUUACUUACUCAAGUUGAUUAAAGUCUUUCUAAUUUCUUAGUUUUUCGAUAUAGCUAUUAUGAGUGCUUUGAGAUCAUUAUUAAUGUGAUCUUUUGUAAUCUAUGAGAUAAUCAUAUUAUAUGGUUGGAAUUAUAGA
Molecule: messenger RNA, 1174 nt
Organism: Capsella rubella
Lineage: Eukaryota; Viridiplantae; Streptophyta; Magnoliopsida; Brassicales; Brassicaceae
Product: short-chain dehydrogenase reductase ATA1
Exons: 4
Coding region: 139-1038 (299 amino acids)
Source: RefSeq, a predicted model, not a curated record